This is a messenger RNA of Rhipicephalus microplus (southern cattle tick), 3183 nucleotides long. Its product is annotated as stearoyl-CoA desaturase 5. Gene Ontology annotation, cellular component: endoplasmic reticulum membrane. Gene Ontology annotation, molecular function: iron ion binding; stearoyl-CoA 9-desaturase activity. The record is from RefSeq and is a predicted model, not a curated record. NCBI's taxonomy places the organism in Eukaryota, Metazoa, Arthropoda, Arachnida, Ixodida, Ixodidae. Gene Ontology annotation, biological process: unsaturated fatty acid biosynthetic process.
ACUAACUGGUAUUCUCUGCAGCCACGCGCUUGGCUGCAUGGGGGUACGAAUAGGUUGUUUCCAACACAAACGCGUUAUUUAGCGGCAUCGGGAGCCUGAUAUUGCUAAGGCAUCCAUACCUAAUCACAGUUGUAUUUUAGCGAGCGUUGAACACGAGUGGACCAGCGGCGUCGUCUGCUCCACCAGUCUUCCGCUCGCCCAGUACGCCAUGGCGGGCACGUCGGUUCCGGCGUAGUUCGUCCAAUCGGAAGGCUGAAAGUCAUUCUCACGUGACAUCUGGCUUCUUCUCCCUUGUAUUGCCGGCCGGUCUAUGGACGCGUGAUCCUUUCUUUCUCGAUCACAGACCGUCUUUAAAGAAAAGUGCUGCAGUAGUGCCUCGAAAACUACCGCAUUGGAUACCGUCUGCCCUUAGAAAUAACCCCAGAAGCAAGCCAUGUCGACAGUGACGGAAACCGUGACGCAGGAGCGUCCUGCCUCCAAGCCGUACAAGAUGGAGAUUGUAUGGCGCAAUGUGAUUCUCAUGGGGAGCCUGCAUCUCUUCUCCAUCUAUGGUUUCUACUUGGUUUUCUUCGCCGUGCAGUGGAAGACCGUGCUCGCCGCCUAUAUGCUGUAUACGGUGUCUGGCAUUGGAGUGACAGCCGGUUCCCACCGCCUGUGGUCUCACAAAUCGUAUAAAGCUAAACUGCCCUACCGAAUCAUGGUGAUGAUUUUCCAGACCAUGGCAUUUCAGAAUGAUAUCUUUGACUGGGCAAGAGAUCACAGGAUGCACCACAAGUACUCCGAGACGACUGCUGAUCCACAUGAUGCCACGCGAGGCUUCUUCUUCUCGCACGUUGGCUGGCUUCUUGUGCGCAAGCACCCUGAUGUCCGUAACAAGGGCAAGAACAUCGACAUGAGUGAUCUGUUGGCUGACCCAGUUGUCCGGUUUCAAAGAAGGUACUACUUUCCCCUGAUGCUGUCUCUUUGCUUCAUCCUUCCGGCUGUGUUGCCAUGGUGGCUGUGGGAGGAGACACUGUGGAAUGCCUUCGUUGUCUGCUCUUUGACUCGCUACUGUUUCACCCUCAACAUGACGUGGUUGGUGAACAGCGCCGCACAUAUCUGGGGAAACCGACCAUAUGACCGGCACAUUAGUCCACGGCAAAACCUUGUGACCAUUGUUGGGGCCCAUGGAGAAGGCUUCCACAACUACCAUCAUACAUUUCCCUAUGACUACCGCACCAGUGAGCUGGGCUGCCGAAUCAACACAACCACAUGGUUUAUUGACUUUUUUGCCUGGCUCGGUCAGGUGUACGAUCGCAAGGAGGUGCCCACGAAUGUGGUGGAGCGGCGCAUGGAGCGUACCGGUGAUGGUUCCCGAGGCCUGACUGCAGGCACGCGCAGCUGGUGAUGGGUUGGCUAUGUCAACCACCUGUCUUUCCUGCCUCUUCUGUUUUUCUAUUAUGGGGGUGUGAUCUGACAAGUUAACCACCCUCAGCCCUUUCUGUCAUGUGGGACUUGUUAUUUAUAGUUGAUGUCGCACUGUGAAGAAAUGUCUCUUUGUUUAUUUAAAACUUUCUGUUUGUCAGGAAGUGUAGAUGAAUGCUUCCGCUGUUAGUGUGUUGGAAACCUUCUAUUGGGUGUUCAGUGUCUGUUCUGGACAUCACCUUUUCAGACCCGGUGAGAUUUUGAUCAGCAACACUGUGUCCUUGCAUGUCAAAGCACAACUAAGCUAGGCUGAGUGAAAUAAAACCCUUCUUAGAGUCCACUGUGAUGUAACUGUUCAGUGGUCAUUUUUCCUGUUGUAGUCACCAUGCAUGAAUUUUGCAAACUAUUCGUGUUGCAAAAUUUGUUCUCUAGCUUGCAUUUUUGUCCUUUUGCACUUUAUUAUGGGGUUAUGUUGCAGAAAGCUGAAGAAAAAGGUUUCUGCCAAAGCUCUAAUAUAAAUUGGUGCCAAGCAUUUAUCACAUGUCUUGCUUUUCUUUUUAUGUGUUGUGUGCUGACUAAAUUUUUUAGGCUUGAAGCACUCAGAAUCAUGAAAGCACAUGUAAACAUUAACUGACUGGCUGUGUAAAUCUCAAGGAAUGGGCGGGACACUGUGGGAACAGAAAACAGUAAGAGUGCUUAACUGUACUGCACAUAAUACCCGAUAAAGGUGUUGCAGGAAACGUUCAGUUCCGUGCAGAACUAAGCUCCUCAGCCUGCGGUUAUUGUACACUCUACAUGUUCAAAACUUACUUCAUUCUUUUACUUCUCUUUGUGUACACAGUGGCCAUCAUGUGAUGUAUUAGAUGAAAUCUAGAAGUUUUCAAGUCCUGUGAUAGUUGUACAUUAUUGUUUGAGUUAAUUUCAUGUGCACUUGACUGCCACAUGUUUAGUUUUGCUGUGACUAAUAAGAAACAGCUUGCUAGCAUGCAUUUAAAAAAAGCUUUACAGCAGUUGCUAAAUCAAGGUGUUGAACAAUGCCAGCUUACCCUAGUCAUGUGCUUCAGUGCUUUAAAAUUGACAGCUGAGUAAAAGAAGGGUGAAUUUUAUAGCUAUGAAGAAUGAAACACUGCAAAAACCAUGGUAAGAGGAGUGCUUGCUCUGUGAGCAAGAAUAUUUCAAAAUACCAUAUCAUACAGUCAUCCAUGAAAUGACAAGUUAUGUGACUUCAGCAUGAUUAUAUGUACUGAUUUGGCAGUAGGUGUGCGCAUUAAUGGCAACGAAUACACUGAAUUUUCUUUUGGCACAACUUAGUCAGUCAUUAGUAGAACUAAUCAGGCUUGCGGAAAAGAUCCAGGCACGAUCAAUCACAAAUUCAUCAAGUUAUUUUUUUUUUUGCUAUAAGUCUUGUAUAAGCAUUCCUCUUUUGAAAUAUUGUGUUUUGUUGUUUGUCCCUGCAAACUAGAAGAAAAAACUUAGUUGGUUGGUGGUAAUUCAUAACUGACAAGUUGCGGUGCUAAAACAUCUAGGCUUAUGUCGUGAACCCCGUUCUCUUUGACUUCAUGUUUUUAGCACACUAACUUGUCAAAUGGGCUGCUGUGGUGGCAUGGUAUUAGGCUGAUCGUGAAGUUGCUUAGUUACUCAUUACCUCUUGCUUGAUAUUUUGCAGAAGUCCUUGAGCUAAGGUGCCUGUGUGUUGCACACCUGACUGUAAUUGGCAAAAGCUUUUGUGUUAUGUAAUGCACAAAGAAAAUGUGAAGUAAAAAUCCUCUUCCAAAUGUC